UGCGAUCGUUAUUGCGAGUCCCUAGACAAUGAUUCCCUCUCUGGUGAGAUCGACGCGGAGAAGUUGCCGUCGUUUCGCCCACGGGCCCUCAAGCGAAAGCGUCGCAUCAUCAUCCAUUCCUCCCCCUAUCUCCGAUGCCUGCAGACCUCAAUCGCCAUCAGUUCUGGAAUCAGCCAGAAUUACUCCGAGAUUACCUGCGCCUUGUCUGGACCAAUGUCUGGUGUGAGUCAGCCAAAUGGGUUUCUGUCCGCUCCAGCCGGUUCGCCAACGCAGGACGCUACCGCCAGUCCAGCGACAGACCAGCGAUGUCUCCUGCGCGUCGACGCCUUCCUUGGAGAGUGGCUAUGCCCAGACUAUUUCGACGAGAUCACCCCACCUCCCAAGUCAGAACGGUUGAUUGCGGCUGCUAAGGCAGAGCUAUUACGACGCGACAGCGUCGUGCCAGAGGCUGAUACCAAACCCCCAACGGGCUUUUUCCCGGGUGGCUGGGGCAGUCUUAGCAACUACAGCCCGUUGUCUCCGCCCAUCGACGAGGAAGACCGCAUCGCUAACCCCACAUACACGUCGAACGAGCGCCGGGAAGGGCAGCGGAAUCGUGCCGGUAGCUGUGACACUUUACGGUCCGCGGACACCCCCCACACACGGCGGAUGCUCAGUAAGAUCAACACCAACCUUCCGCCCAUACCGGACGGCGUGUACAUGCCCCCGACCCCCAGCUAUGCUAUCUCGCCGUCGGAACCAAUCCCGACGGGUUAUGUCACACAUGCACGGGAGGCCUGCAUGAAGAUUGAUUACCCAUGGGAUAGUAUGCGGGACCCGUUGGAUUGGGGCAAUGGAGGCGAGUAUGGCGAAGAGUGGAGUACUAUGCACACACGGUUCCAUACCGGGUUAGACCGGAUGGUCCGUUGGUAUCGGGAGCACGAUGGCUCUCUUUGCUCCGGUCGGCGACGGCGUCAUUCUCAAUUAUCAUUGUCCGAGAGUGCCGAGGAAUCGAAGCUCCCGGACGAUGAAGACGAGAUCACCGACACGGUCUUGGUAAUCGUCACGCAUGGGGCUGGCUGCAAUGCGCUGAUCGGGGCCCUCACUGGGGAGCCAGCCUUGGUGGACAUCAGUACGGCAUCCCUUACACUGGCGGUCCACGAGGACCGCGCAGCCGUCGCCGACAAAGCUGAUUCGAUUGGUGGGCCCGUGGCGCCUUACCGCCCAGCGCACGAGCGUUUCAGCUUGCAAGAUUACAAACUACAGCUCGUCGCCUCGACCGAUCAUUUACGACCAGUAACAAAUCCGUCGGCGUCCAUCCUCUCGCCGCCCAGUAGUUUAACUUCUCCCUCAACCACAUACCGCCCCCGGUUCGCAACUCGCCCGUCACUGUCGCAAGGGGGGUUUGUGAUUGGCCCGUCCCCCGUGUCGGGGCCAGGUACCCGCUCGUGGACGUUUUCCCGACCUUCCACCGCGCCUCGCGGGGCCAUCGGGCUUUGGAGCUCGAAUUCGAUCGCGGCAGGAGACGCCGCGGACGAUAUCAUCCCCAAUUUUGGCGAUUCCUGGUCGGGGUCCAAUGGGGAUGGCUGCAACGACCCCUCCAGAACCAAGCCGGACGAGUCCUCAGGUCGGACGCCGCAGCUCCCUCAACGGACACUGUCUCAACGAGGCCUGUGGGGGAGUGGGCCGGUCAAGGAGCCCCCCGCCAAGCGGCGCUGGACGGUAACCGAACGACGGAUCUAAACGGGUGCUAUUUCCUUCACCAGGCGCAACGCCUGUUGAUCUUUCUUUCCCUUUCUUCUUUGCACUUUCAGCGGCUUUCUCUGGUUUUACGGCGAGGCGUUCUGGAAUCAUAGCGAAUUGGACCUUUCACGAUUGCAUAACGAUAUACUAUUCCAUUUGGGUCUUAAUGGAUGGUUGGGGGUCUUUGGCCAAUCUAAGCACAUCUACUCAACUCCGGGCAUAUACAUAUAAGAUUAAAUUUCACCACUUCACACCGGUACCUCUUUCUCGUUGACUGAAACCAUGAUCCCCUCGGGCGGUUGAGAUCCUGUAGUUCGUAUAUGGUCCACCACAUUUCCCGGCACUAAAAGCGAUUACUUUUGAGGAUCCGGCAGCGACGCUACAGCAAGCCCAGAGGUCUCCAUCUUAUAGCCUGUUCAAACUCCGCACUAGCAGUCGAUCGGG
This is a messenger RNA of Aspergillus alliaceus, 2166 nucleotides long. RefSeq lists its product as uncharacterized. The record is from RefSeq and is a predicted model, not a curated record. Lineage: Eukaryota; Fungi; Ascomycota; Eurotiomycetes; Eurotiales; Aspergillaceae. The transcript has 2 exons. The coding region runs from base 214 to 1722 and encodes 502 amino acids.